Phlebotomus papatasi is the source of this 1277-nucleotide messenger RNA. Its product is annotated as odorant receptor 4-like. The transcript is spliced from 2 exons. Gene Ontology annotation, molecular function: odorant binding; olfactory receptor activity. Gene Ontology annotation, biological process: detection of chemical stimulus involved in sensory perception of smell; sensory perception of smell. The coding region runs from base 1 to 1056 and encodes 351 amino acids. Gene Ontology annotation, cellular component: plasma membrane. NCBI's taxonomy places the organism in Eukaryota, Metazoa, Arthropoda, Insecta, Diptera, Psychodidae. The record is from RefSeq and is a predicted model, not a curated record.
AUGACAGAUGCGAUCAAUAUCUGGGAGAUUCUAUCGCAAACCCUUGUCUGGACAUAUUUUACCAUUGCCAUGAUUAAAAUGUACGUUAUAAUGACCAAUCGAAAUGAUUUGGCAUCUAUCAUAGUACAAUUUGAAAAACUCUGGCCAAAAACUGUCAAAACAUCUGUUGAAAAGGAAAUUGUAGAAGGUUAUAUGAUGGCUAAUCAUAAAUGGAUGUCUAGAUAUGCUUAUUUAUCCAUAUCGUGCUUUUUUGUCGUCAACACCACACCAAUUAUAUUAACGAUUUACAAACUAAUAUUGGGUGAAAAACCGGAACGAUUAUUGCCGUUUGUUACGUGGUUUCCUUUCAACGAAUACGGUAAAAUUGCAUAUCCUUUCACCUACAUCUUCCUGUUCUAUGGCUCACAUGUCUCAAGUGCUGCUUCAAUUUGCUACGACUCCCUCUUCUGUAUGUUGAUCUCGCAUCUGUGCCUCCAGUACAAACUUCUAGCCGAGGACCUCAGGAAUACAGUGGCAUCUACGAAAAAUAACACAGAUACUAAUGAAAUUAGUAGCGAGGAACGUCUGCGAAGAGGCAUUGAAAGGCAUCAAUUAUUGAUGGAGAUUCGUAAUAAGAUAGAUUCAAUCUUUACCGACGUCUUCUUCCUGAAUUUCUCCUCAAGUACCUUCAAUAUUUGCAUAGUUGGAUUUCUCUUUGUAAUUCAGAAAGGCUUCGCAGGAAAAGUCAAAUUUGUUAUGAUGUUGCUAACGCUUUUAGCACAGAUCUUUCUUCUCUGUUGGUAUGGACAAGAGGUUGUAGACAAUAGUUCGGCUAUCAGUGAUGCUGUCUACGACUGCAAAUGGUACUGCUCAUCACAGAGAUUUCGUAAAAUGAUCAUCUACAUGAUUCAUCACAGUCAGAUACCUCAGAAGCUUUUUGCUCUGAAAUUCUGGGAAAUUACGCUGUAUAGCUUUAGCAAUUUACUCAAGGCAUCAUGGUCAUACUUCGCAUUACUUAAUACAGUCCUAGAAGAGCGAUACCUUGGGAUCCACCCUAAGGGGGGUCUCCUAACUUAAUUUACAGCUAUCGAUAGUAAGAUCUAUAAGUUUACAAACAGUAAAUUCAAUUGUGGGAAUUACUGAAAUUGGUGUUUAUUAUAUUACAUGCUUCACUAACAAUUAAUUGUGAUAAUCAAGAUGUUGCGGUGAUGUGCAUCACAGGUCAUCACGGCUAUUAAGUACAUAGCACAAUUGCCUGUUCAGUAGCUAAAGGACAUUUUUGACUUCAAUUUCUUAUC